AUGAUUCUUUCUUUUCGCGGAAACUUUCUCUGGCCAUGGUUUCUGUUCAUUGUCUCUUCGUGCGUGUUAGCUGAAGUUGAUCCGAUUGUUAUUAAGGGCUCCCAUUUCUUCUAUAAAACCAAUGGGUCUGAAUUCAUCAUUCGUGGUGUGGGAUAUCGAUACGUGGAUCCAUCUAAGAACGACCCGCUUGCGAACAUACACGAAUGGUGUGGAAGAGAUGUCCCAAAACUCCAAAACAUAUCUACAAAUGUCCUUCUUGUUGAUGGCGUUGCUCCGAACACCGACCACGCCGGAUGUAUGGAAUUGCUUGCAGAUGCUGGCAUCUAUGUCCUCGUAAACUUAAUUCCAUACGACCCAGAUCCCUCCCAAUAUAAUUAUGAUAUGACGGUAUACAACGACUCGAUGAAAUUGAUAGCCAACAUGGCGAAAUUUACAAACACUCUAGGGUUUUAUACCCCAGCGAUGAAAAUGUUCGACGACUCUCUACCUGCGUACCCAUUAUCGAAGGCCCUCAUCCGGGAUGCGAGGCAGUAUAUCAGUUCGAACGGCUUCCGCAAUAUCCCGAUCGGCAUGACAAUAGAGUCUGGUAUUACCAGGGGUGAAGAUUAUGUAGAUAACGCCUUGGACUUUGCCAGCUGCGGUGACGUCCGAAGUGACUUCCUAGCCUUGCACUUAGGCAAUGACACAUGCCCACCGAGUAGCUGGAUCAACAGGCAGGCAGAGCUCUUCGCAGAUGCAUCCAUGCCUGUCUUUCUCACUAGUACGGCAUGCAAUAAUAAAUUCAAUGCCAACGAUACGGCAAAUUAUCCACUGGAGACAUUGUACAGAAACAAUGUCACCACGAGCUUGGCUGGAGGAAUAUUUUAUGAGUACUUCGCGACAUUGCAAGAUCCAGGUUUAUGCACGCCAGACUCAAGGUUCGAGCACAUUAUGGUAGAGGGGGAUGUGUAUAGCCACCUUUCAUCCAUAAUGGCCUCAAUCACUAUUCCAACCAUCAGCGCCGCCCAGUACACCCCACCUCCCUCUAAAACCACAAGCUGUCCAACGGCGAGCGGAGAAUGGAAACCUCCUGGCAGCACGCUCCCGUCAACCCCACACCAGAAUAUUUGCGCCUGCAUGAUGCAGACAUUAGAUUGUGUCGGAAACGAAGUCGUCAUAGACAAGCUCAGAGAUCCUAAUAAACUCAUCGGUUACAAUCGGCUGGCGUGUGGUUAUAACUUGACCGAUUGUCCUGGGACUCGAUGGAACCAGUCGCGAGGAGAAUACAACGCUUUCAGCUCUUGCUCACUCGCCGAACGGCUUUCAUGGGAUCUCACGUACUGGUCGAAAUACAACAACAACAGCGAUGGCAGCUGUGAUAUCAAAGGCUACAUAAACCCCAGUUCCGGCAACCUCUCCGACUACGCUGGCGCGAUGACGAAACAAACACCGUCGAAUAAUCUCACCGCUGAAUGCAGAUUUCUCCUCGACCAGGCUGGGGUCAACGGCACUGGCACAAUCACGAACUUCGAUUUCGCCAGAGCAACUGCUUCGCCUACUCCAACCCGCAACCCGGGAAAGCAGCCAGCCACCCUCUCCAUUGGCGCAAAAGCAGGGAUAGCCCUCGGCGCAGCGGUGGCCGUUAUCCUUGUCCUGCUCCUCGCGCUGUUCGUCCUGCAUCGCAGGAAACAGGCCCGGAAAUCAGAAGCGAAUUUCGAUAAGCCGGAGUUAGAUGGCACGGGCGUAGACAUUGUCGAGAAAUAUCAGGGGAGGGAGCUAGGGGCGGAGCAUGUGGCCGAGAUGGAACAUCUGCCUGCGGAGGUGUCGACGGUGCAUGAUCCACCUGUGGAGUUGCAUGGGAAUGCGAUUGUGGGUGAGAUGCCAACGGUGAAUGAUCAGUCGGCGGAGUUGCAUGGGGAUACCAUUGCGGUGGAGUUGGGUGACAGGUCACCGGAAGGCGGGAGGCAGUUGGAGAGGUUGAGUUGGGUGGAGACGCCCACGGCGAUGAGAAAGGGGAGUGGAUAGCUGGG
Lindgomyces ingoldianus is the source of this 2009-nucleotide messenger RNA. RefSeq lists its product as uncharacterized. The transcript has 5 exons. NCBI's taxonomy places the organism in Eukaryota, Fungi, Ascomycota, Dothideomycetes, Pleosporales, Lindgomycetaceae. The record is from RefSeq and is a predicted model, not a curated record. The coding region runs from base 1 to 2004 and encodes 667 amino acids. Gene Ontology annotation, cellular component: fungal-type cell wall; cytoplasm. Gene Ontology annotation, biological process: fungal-type cell wall (1->3)-beta-D-glucan biosynthetic process. Gene Ontology annotation, molecular function: 1,3-beta-glucanosyltransferase activity.